AUGGCGGCGCAAUCAUCCUCGAGUUCUCGCCCUCACUUUACCAACCCAUGGAAGGAAGCACCAUCCACGGCUGUGGAGCCUUCCAAUCAAACUCCCGAUGGCCGCAUCGCGCAUACAUUGACUGCUUGCACCCGGUGCAGACAACGGAAAUCCAGGUGCGACCCAGGGAUACCGAGAUGCGCGCCAUGCGAGCGCAGCAAUGCGAAGUGCGUAUAUUACGAUUCGGCCCGUAAAUGCACCAUAUCGAGGACCUACAUUGUAUCGCUUCGCGAAAAGGCUCGCAGGCUUGAGAAUGAACUUGCUGAGCUUGAAAAAGAGUUCAAGCAUGCUGCAGAUGCCGAACUCAUGGUGCGGGGAGCCGGUCGCAUCAGGUUCAAGGAGAAUGACGAGUCGAGAUACCUGGGGCCAUCUAGUGGCAUCGCCAUGACGCGAUUGGUCAUGGAGAUGGCCAAGCAAAAUACAGACUCGAAGAGCAUCAAGGAUGUCGUUCCCGAAUUGACCGCACAGGAGAUCAAGCAUGCUUUCGCAGCCGAGAGCUCCAAGCCGACCUCUAAAGUUUAUCCCAUGAUUAGCUCAGCACCUCAAACCAAACUACCCCCCAAGCACAGAACCUACCGUUUGAUUGAUGUCUUUUCUGUGAAGGCACAAGCUAUGCUACCCACGCUACACGAACCAACAUUCCGUAAAGACGUUGAAGAGGUUUUCAAUGGGUCUGACGACCCUUGUCAGAAUUUCCAAUUACGAAUAGUGAUAGCGAUUAGCAUGCAAAAAAUGAGCCCGGUUUAUGCUGGGUUAGCGGACAGUUAUUAUCUUGCUGCGCUGCCAUACCUCGAGGCAUCGCUCAGACGGAGGGAUCUCCGUUCCUUGCAAUGUCUGGCGCUAAUAGCACAGUACUCUAUGUUGACACCCACGAGGACCGCCGCUUACUGGGUUGUUGGAAUGGCCGUGAAGCUAUGUCAAGACCUUGGACUUACCGAUGAAGCGACUAUCACGAGGUCGUCGGAUGGCAAGCUCCUGGAUCCCUUGGAAAUAGACAUGCGAAGGAGGCUGUUUUGGAUCGUCAUAUCAAUGGAGUAUGGUCUCUCGCAUAGUCUAGGACGACCCAACUGUUACUCCGUCUGCCACGAUCAUAUCAACGUCAAAUUCUUCGAACCGGUAGAAGAUCACAAUAUCACGCGCGAAGGAAUAAGACCAGGGGCCAGAAUCAUCUUACCCAAGUGUAUAGCAAUACACUUUUUCAAGAUGCGACUUCUUCAGGCGGAGAUCCGACGCAUUCUAUAUCUCAACAAGCGCGACACACCGAACAACGACCAAGAUCCAUGGUUCACGCAGAUGAUCAGGAAGAUCGAUGACUGGGUAGCAACCUGCCCCAAGAACGAUGGAGGCAGCGGUCUCAGUGAGAAAUGGUUCCAUGGUCGUCGGAACACAAUGAUUGUGUUCCUCUAUCGCCCAUCACCUCAAGUACCCGAGCCUUCAGUUGACGCUGCGCGCAAAUGCUACGAAGCGUCCGUUUUCAAUGUCGCCAUGCACAAGGAGCAGGUCGCUACCGGCUCUGUUGAUUUGACAUGGAUCUUUACCCAGUCGCUUUUUAUGGCCUUAAACACCAUACUCUGGUCCCUUUCCUACCCGGAUAUCCGGAGAGAACACCCGAUCGACGAAGUGAAAGGCCACCUCAACGUAGCAUUGGAAGUCAUCGUACAUGCAGCGAAGCGGUGGCCAGGAGUCGAAUCCGCAUUGGUCUUAUACAAGAGCUUGGUGGCAGCUUGCCUUCGAGCCUACGCAACUCAAGAAUCUUUCGUGGUACACUCGCCGUCCAACCAUGCGACCCCAUCCUCACAAGAAGUUGCGACACCACCGUCUGUUGCAAGUCCGGCAAGCACCUCCACGUCCCUCCUUUCACACAAUCUUCGAGCCGGCAACUCGUCCAUUCCCGACACGAGUACUUCUCCUGGUACAUAUUCUCGGGGCCCUUCGGCAGACCCAUCCUUCCCUUAUCCCCACGUGCCAUCCACUGGAUCGUCCUCGAUCAUGCCGAUUGUGGAGCCAAUGAAAGCAACCCACAUAUCGUCUUGGGAUAGCCAGUUUACUCCCUCCCUUGUCUCAUCCUCCUCACAGGCCUCCUUCAGCCCGCUUUCAUACAGAACUGCCUCAUAUGCAGAUAUGACAUUCGACCCAUCGACUCCCUACAACCAUAUGCCAUCUAUUGUCCCUGGCCUGCCCGGAUGGGAUCCCAGCUUCAGCAUGGCGUCCACAAGUGCAGGUCAUCUGGCUUAUGUCGAUGCCACUGUGGAUCCGAUGAACUGGACUGACACGAUCGGCGAUCAAUACUCCCAGUAUUUCAACGGGGCGUACCCUGUCCCCUCCUGGCGAGAACGAACGCUCAGCCACCAGGAGCAAUUAGAACUCAUGGAGACGCUAGAGGAUAAUAUCCCAGAUGUCUCUGCUCAACGACUGGUUCAGGCGUCAGCCACAUUUUACCAGUCGUAAUGUACGGGGUUCGUUUUGUUCCCAGGAAUGGCUAUGUUUUCCCUUCGCGUAGCCAUAGGCCUGGAUAAUUGUGGGGUGUGGGAAUUCAUUGUUUAAUGUGGUUGCUAUUUUUGCGUGGCAUUUCUUCUUGUCUUUGUCUGUCAUUCAAUAUACCCAUGGGAAGCCAAUGGGCUUCGUCUCUGGUGUUUGGAGCAACGCUUUUGCCAGCACUAUUUCAGGAAACAAAAGAUUCUUCUUCAUGUUGAAAUUUGGCAUUGUUCUAGGCUGGUUGCACUGUGGAGAUGCACGGUGGCGGUUCUUCUGUGUCUAGCGAACUAAAAUGCGGAGGCACUUGUUUGUAAUAAAUGACCCUCACUGAUCAAAGAACGGUUUCCUGAAG
This is a messenger RNA of Aspergillus brunneoviolaceus CBS 621.78, 2866 nucleotides long. Its product is annotated as putative C6 transcription factor. Lineage: Eukaryota; Fungi; Ascomycota; Eurotiomycetes; Eurotiales; Aspergillaceae. The record is from RefSeq and is a predicted model, not a curated record. Gene Ontology annotation, biological process: DNA-templated transcription; positive regulation of transcription by RNA polymerase II. Bases 1 to 2487 code for a protein of 828 amino acids. The transcript has 4 exons. Gene Ontology annotation, molecular function: zinc ion binding; sequence-specific DNA binding; DNA-binding transcription factor activity, RNA polymerase II-specific.